This is a messenger RNA of Limanda limanda (common dab), 1950 nucleotides long. Its product is annotated as cadherin-1-like. The record is from RefSeq and is a predicted model, not a curated record. Bases 1 to 1800 code for a protein of 599 amino acids. Gene Ontology annotation, biological process: multicellular organism development; homophilic cell-cell adhesion; cell-cell junction assembly. Lineage: Eukaryota; Metazoa; Chordata; Actinopteri; Pleuronectiformes; Pleuronectidae. Gene Ontology annotation, cellular component: catenin complex; adherens junction; cytoplasm. The transcript is spliced from 12 exons. Gene Ontology annotation, molecular function: cadherin binding; calcium ion binding.
AUGGUAAAUCUUCCUAGAAGAUUCUUAGAAUGUCUGAGAAUCUCAGGCCUCAGCUUUAGAGACCACAGAGGAGCCAAACUGUGUACCUGGAUUCAAGUGACCAGAAAGCACCUGGAGCGGGGUACAAGGCUGGGCAGAGUGGGCUUCAAUGACGGCACAAACCCCACAAGAUUCUCCGUCAUCAGUAAUGACAGACGUUUCAUCGUACAUCCAGAUGGGAUAUUGAUGGUAGGGAGGGAGGUUUUUCUUCAUGAAGGACACCUUGACUUCUUUAUCCAUGUUAGGAACUCGCAUGGUAAAAAAAUGACAGUUCCUGUCAAGGUAGUGCACCAUGGACUUCACCGUGGGCAUCACCAAGGGGAUAACCACGUGCAUCACCAUCAGAAAACUCAAGGGAAAAAACAGGGAGAUCAUCAUGGUCAUUCCCAUUUGCAUCACCAAGGGAAAAUUCAUGGGCAUCAACAUGGGCAACACCAGCGAAAGGUUGAGCAUCACCUCGGAGAGCAAAGACACCACAACAAUCAGCACCACCUGAAUGAAGUGGACUCUGCUAACAAUACAGAGAAUGCCACCACCCCAGAGGUGCCUGUUCUGAAAUUCCCCAAGUCUGUUGUUGGAUUGAAGAGGAGGAAGAGAGACUGGGUUAUUCCUGCCAUCAAUGUUCCUGAAAAUCACAAAGGACCCUAUCCCCAUAAAGAAUCUCAGAUCCGUUCUAGUGAAGAUACAGUGAAGACGAUAUAUUACAGCAUCACUGGUCCAGGAGCUGAUGAGCCUCCCUACGGCCUUUUCACAAUGGACAAGUUUACUGGUACUUUGUAUCUGACACAGCCUCUAGACAGAGAGAAGCAGGCCAGGUACACGUUACAAGCACAUGCUGCGGUAGAGGGGUCACGAAAUGCCGAGGAGCCGAUGGAUUUUAUAGUGAAUGUGAUAGACCAGAAUGACAACAAACCUGUUUUUGUUCAAGAUACAUUUCUGGGAGAAGUUCCUGAAUCCUCACCAACAGGUUUUGAGGUGAUAACGGUCUUGGCCACAGAUAUGGACGAGCCAGGUAAUGCCAAUUCAAUUGUUCGUUACCGUAUUCUGAGCCUGGAUCCAGUCUUCCCCAGUGGCCCACUGUUUGCGAUCAACCCAAUCACUGGAGCAAUCAGAGUCAAUGCCCGUGGGCUAGACAGAGAGAAAAACCCAAAGCACACUCUGGUGAUAGAGGCAGCAGACAUGGAGGGAGAAGGGUUGACUGUAACUACAAGAGUAAUCAUCACUGUAUCAGACAGCAAUGACAACCCUCCAGCUUUCACUCAGUCCACUUAUGAGGCAACGGUACCAGAAAAUAGAGUGGGCGCUCUGGUCGUUACGAUGGUGGUAACAGAUCGUGAUGAGCCACAUUCACCAGCCUGGAACGCCAAAUUCAAGAUUGUUGAUGGUGAUCCUGGAGGCCUGUUCACAGUCACAACAGGAAGUAACAAACAGGAAGGGAUCAUUACUACUGCCAAGGGUCUUGACUUUGAAAUGAUCCGCAAGCACACUCUGUUGGUUGCAGUGGAGAAUGACAUCCCAUUUGCUACUCCACUGCCCACUGCCACAGCCAUAGUUGUGGUGAACGUGCAGGAUGUCAACGAAGCUCCAGUCUUUGAACCACUGGAAAAGUUUGUUUCGAAACGGGAGAACCGUCCUGUUGACAGUGACGUGGUGCAGUACAUUGCUUCUGAUCCGGACAUUGCACGCAAACAGACAGUCAUUGAUUUGCUGCGAUUGUCCUCAUCCUCAAUUGUCUCCAGUCUCCAUAUUGAGCCCAGCUGAGUCUACUUUCCAUCACCUUCAAAUCCUCUCCCGAUCUCCAUUCUCUUCCAUCCAUCAACCACCACCAGUGUUUAGACUGAGUAUACUAUGGUCAGCUUCACACCCUUUCUAUUAUGAUGAGUUCUUAAGUUUCCUGACAUCACUUACCCU